This is a messenger RNA of Octodon degus (degu), 2071 nucleotides long. RefSeq names its product glycosyltransferase 1 domain containing 1 (gene Glt1d1). The record is from RefSeq and is a predicted model, not a curated record. The transcript is spliced from 12 exons. NCBI's taxonomy places the organism in Eukaryota, Metazoa, Chordata, Mammalia, Rodentia, Octodontidae. Bases 33 to 1073 code for a protein of 346 amino acids. Gene Ontology annotation, molecular function: glycosyltransferase activity.
UCUGUCCUAGCGGCGGCAGCGGCAGCUCCAACAUGCGGCUCUUGUUCCUGGCAGUGCUGCGGGCGCACACCGGCAACGCCGUCACGGCCGAGCGCGUCCGGGCCCACCUGGAGGCAGCAGGUCACUGCUGUGUUCUGAGAGAUGCGUCAGAGUUUGCGAGCCCGGCGGACGUCGCAGACCUCCUGGAGGCCCAGCACUUUGAGGGGGCGCUGGCCCUGCACCUCUACCGGGGAGGCCGGCUCCUGCAAGGUCACAGGAUCCCUUUCGGGAUCAUCUUUGGUGGCACGGAUGUAAACGAAGAUGCUGGCCAGGAAGAGAAGAAAGAAGUGAUGGGCAAUGUGCUCCAGGAGGCCAGGUUUGCUGUUGCGUUCACAGAGGCCAUGAAGGAGGCGGUGCUGACGCAGUGGCCGCAUGCCAAGGGUAAGAUCUACGUGCAGAGUCAAGGAAUCGCAACAACACCAAAUGCAGCCUUUGACUGGAACAGCUUCCUCCAGCGUGCAGAGAUCCACCGGAGCCCUGACAGCCUGCACGUCUUCCUCCUUGUGUGCGGCCUCCGGCGCGUGAAGGACCCUCUGUACCUGCUCGAUGCCUUUUCAGAAUGGCACCGAGAAGAGCCCAGCGUCUACAUGGUGAUCGUGGGGCCGGAAGUGGAUCCGCUGUUCACCAGGGAAGUGAGAGCCGGAGUGGAGAGGGCCCGCGGGGUGCGGCUGCUGGGAGAGAUGCCCCAGGGAGACCUGCAUGCGGCCCUCAGGCGCUGCUGUGCGCUGGUGAACAGCUCCGUGUCGGAGGGCAUGUCAGCCGCCAUCCUGGAGGCCAUGAACUUGGAGGUCCCUGUGCUGGCCAGGAACAUUCCCGGGAAUGCCACUGUGGUGACGCAUGAGGUCACGGGGCUUCUGUUCACAGACCCGCAGGAGUUUGUUCACCUGGCCAAGAGACUGGUCAGUGAGCCUGCGCUGGAGAAGGAGCUCAUAGCCAACGGCAAGGCCUACGUGAACAGGCUGCACUCCUGGGAGGUGGAGAGGGACACCUACCAGCACCUCAUUCAGAAGCUCGAGGGGGACAUGGAGGACUAAGGAGGCCACAGGACAGCGUGGGACACCGUGGCCCUACCCUCCUGUGCCCACCCUGCCACCCUACAGGUGCCUGCGUCUUGCCCAGGCUCCUGCUGGAGGUGCUCAGGGGCUGGGCUGGGGCCAUGGGAGCCACCUCACUUCUGGGAAACCUGAGCCACCGCAAGGCAGACCCCUGCCCUGUCUCCGGGUGACUGACACCCACCGUGCCAGUGCCAUCAGCAAAAGCCACGCCUGGGAGCGGCCAUGGACGGGCUGAGGCCCACUCCUCACUGUCCAUGGCGCGGAGGCAGGGUCUCUCUGCAGCCCCCAGGGCAGCACCCAGUACUGGGGAGGCACUUCUGGUGGCACCAGGUGGUGCCCGAGUCUCUGGGUCUGGGGUGGGCCGUCCCUCCUUUUCUGCCUUGGGGGACCACGGACAAGUGUCCUGCCGGUCACAGACUGGCCUGGCAUGGCACUCCAGGGGACACUGGUACUGUGAGUGGCAUGGCCAUGUUCCCAGCCUCUUUUGAUUCAGGGAGCUGGCAGGGAAAGUGCCCUGGUACAGGUUUCACUCAGACUUGGGGAACUGGGAGGGACGAGGCCCAUGUGUCCCCUCCGUGGUGUGGCUUGUGGCUUCUCAGCCUCAUUCUGGGAAGGCAGCAGAGCCAGCAGCUUGCCUUAGAGGCGCAGCCCCCAUUGCUCCUGUUCUUGGAUGCCUCUGGGAAAAGGUGCCUGAAUCCUGAGCCACACAGCCCUCACCCUGCGCUGGGGUCAGGGACAGUCACAUUUCAGGAAGGUGGGCAUGGGCCACACUCCUCCCAGCAGGGCAGUGCCCCUUUCUCUUGGCUUCAGGGCUGGUGUAAGCGGGAGGGACAGGGCCUCGGUCCUGAGUCUAGAGUAGCCAAGGCCGCCCUGCGAGAAGCCCCCGGGGUCCGUGUCACGGAGACCCCCUGCACCCAUGCUGUGUUUAUUUCCUGGGGGACAGGAUGGGCGCCGCCGUCCGGCGUGGCCGGCUGUAC